This is a messenger RNA of Bombyx mandarina (wild silkworm), 1795 nucleotides long. RefSeq names its product inactive hydroxysteroid dehydrogenase-like protein 1. The record is from RefSeq and is a predicted model, not a curated record. Lineage: Eukaryota; Metazoa; Arthropoda; Insecta; Lepidoptera; Bombycidae. Gene Ontology annotation, molecular function: oxidoreductase activity.
CUGAGCUUGGCUGCACGCUUACUGAGACGUUCAAAAAAGCGAUCGAAAUAUGUUUUUCACGUUGUUAAUAGUUCUUCUAGUUGUAAUCGGUUUGUUGGCUGUGUUGUCGAUUGCUCUGGACUCGCUGUGGAGUCCUUUAGAGUUGGUUUCGUCUUAUUUGAUGCCGUACUUCCUGCCCGCCGAGGAUCAGCCGCUGACCAAAAAGUUCGGAUCGUGGGCCGUUGUGACCGGCGGCACGGAUGGUAUCGGUAAACACUACGCCAAGGAGCUGGCACGACGCGGCCUCAACGUGGUCAUCAUCAGCAGAAACCCUGAAAAAUUGAAAGCUACGGUCACUGAAAUCGAAAAAGAAUACAACGUGAAAACCAAGAUGGUGGUGGCUGACUUCAGUAAAGGCCUUGAAGUGUACACUCAUAUCGAAGAGGAACUCAAGGACAUUCCUAUCGGUAUACUAGUGAACAAUGUUGGCGUACAGUACGAUUACCCGACGGAGCUUGGUGACCUGCCGAUGUCGAAAGCGUGGGAGAUAGUCCACGUGAAUGUCGGAGCCGUUACCAGUAUGACCCGGCUCGUGGUGAAGGAGAUGGCCAAGAGGGGAAAGGGCGCUGUGGUCAACGUGUCUUCCGGCUCCGAACUGCAGCCACUGCCGUUGAUGGCUGUGUACGCAGCUACCAAGGCUUACGUUCGGAGUUUCACACUGGCGAUUCGCGAAGAAUACGCCCCUAAAGGGAUCCACGUUCAGCACAUGUCGCCACUUUUCGUGUCAACGAAGAUGAACUCGUUCUCCCAGCGGCUUCUCGACGGAAACCUGCUGGUGCCUGAUGCUGCCACUUACGCAAAACACGCAGCGGCUACUCUCGGUCGUGUACAUGACACCACUGGGUAUUGGCUUCAUGGAAUACAGUACUUCUUCAUUAAGAUAGCACCGGUGUGGUUAAGGACAAAGAUUGGACAUAAUCUGAAUAGACAGUUUCGGGUGGAAUACGAUACAAAGAAAAAGUUAUAAGAUGAAGACUAGGAAAGUCUGAUGUACUCCGCAUUGCAGCCUAAUGAUCGGUGGAAGUUUCCUUAUAUGAUGGUGUCAACGGGAAAUGAUUGCUACUUUUAGGUGAACUAAGUAUUGAUUCGUCUGCUGAUCUAUUCUUAUGUGAUAAAUGGAAGAUAGUCGAUACGCUUUUGUGUUGUAAUUAUGUAUUUAUAAUAUUAAAACUGGUAAUCCUGGUGAUAUUAGAACAAUAGACAACUAAGUCCAAAAAUAAUGUAGACUACAAUUAUUCGAGGCUCUAAUCUAUUUUUAAUUAGGCAAAGACGAAAUAAAUAAAUACCACUUUCUCUUCUGUGAGUCAACUGAUACUCAAUUUCUUUUUUUUUCUUCAGUACAUAUUGUUAAAGUUUAUUCUUGUUAUUUUAUUGCGCCAGUUUUUUUUUUUCAAAGUGGUGUCAAUAAAGCAAAAGAGGAUACGUAAUAUAUUAAAUGAAUCUACGUACGUCUUGAACUAGUGCAUAAUUUAGUUUAAUAUAAUAAGUUACAUUAAAAUGGUCGCUUAAUAAAGAUUUUUGUGAAACGGAAAAGUAAUUUAAAUUACAAACCAAUUAAUUGUUGUUGUCUUGUUUAUUGGUAGGUGUGUCUAAUAAUUAUAUAAAAAACUUUUUCAUAGCUAUAAUUGUAUCAAACACCUAUGACGUCAAAUAUAUCCAAUUACUCCAGUUCCAACAUAGGCCUAUUUUACAUGUGUAACCGUUGCUAAUUUUAUUAUCUCUGUUAAUCAAAUUUUAAAAAUUAAACUUUCGUGAU